AUGGUGUUGGUGACACCGGGAAAGGCUGGUCAAACAGCGCUCCGGCACUACAGCAGCCUUCCAAUGCUUCAUUUCCUCUUCCCCACCGCUCCUUUGAGAGGUGUUGGCAGCAAAGGCCUCAAACCAUCAUGGUAUGAUGUUCCCACCUUGGAUCCGGACCAGAUUGCCAGGCAACCCACUCCUGAGGGGCUCGUGGAUGGCGUGGACUAUGUCCUUGGACUCAUAGAGCCAUAUGUACGUCGCGGCAUCCCACCCAGUCGCAUUUUUCUGGUUGGAUACUCCCAAGGCGGAGGUUUGGCUUUGGCAGCGGCACUUCGUGCGCCGCGGACCCUGGGGGGAGUCUUGAUGUUGAGCUCUUGGGUGGCGGAACCGCUACCUCUGGAGUUCCAGGACGUACCAGUGCAUAUCUUUCAUGGGGCGGAAGACCCUGUCGUGCCUCUCAGCACAGCCCAGCUGUGCCGACAACGCUUGGAAGCGGUGGGACUCAGGACCAGUUUCCAUGCCUACCCGGGCAUGUCGCACGGAGUGUGUGAUGAAGAGGUGGCCCAGCUGGCACAAACCUUCUAUGAAGCUUUGAGAACAUAG
This is a messenger RNA of Cladocopium goreaui, 585 nucleotides long. The record is from the annotation of a GenBank genome assembly. NCBI's taxonomy places the organism in Eukaryota, Dinophyceae, Suessiales, Symbiodiniaceae.